GUUCACAGUCAUUCUCUGUUUUCUUUUGCUGGUUCUUUGACUUCUAAUCUGAAGUCUCACAGAGUCGAAGGCAACAGUCCAUAUCCAAUUCCAUGCCUUCCAGAAUUUCUAUUUCAUAUCCGCUAAUGGCUUCUUCACAUCAUUUUUGAUUUCUUCUUGCUUGCUUCUUUCCUUUUACUAAUUUCUUUCUUGCCUCUUUUUUACUUUCUCUGUCUGUCAUUUGUAACCCCAAAGCAAAAAAAGAAAAAAAAAUGGAUGCAAUUGGUACUGGUGCUGCUGCCAAUGUCUCUUCCGAGGCUGCCAAAGGUAUCUUCCACCAAGUUAAACGUUAUAUUAGAUAUGUAAUCUUCUACCAGAAAAUUGUUGACAAGUUCGAGCAGAAACAUAGGACGUUGAUUGCAAAAAGAACUAGUGUGCAGCAAGCUGUUGAUGUUGCAGAAAGGAACGGGGAGAAGAUUAAAGCUGAUGUUCCGGAUUGGCGCCACAGAGUGGAUGAGGUUAUCACUGAAAAGGAGAAGAAAGUGAAGGAUCUUGAAGUCAAAGCGAAGACCAAGUGCUUCUUUGGCUUGUGUCCCAACAUCAAGUCUCGCUACCAGCUUAGCAGGAAAGCUGAAGAAGCUGCUGCCACUUUUGAUGAGCUUAUCAAAGAUUGCCAAUUUGAGCGCGUGGGAUACCCUGAUGUUCCUGUACCCAUAGUCCAUCCAGACUUUGAGGCAUUUAAAUCAAGAGAGGAGGUUUUCGAUGAUAUCAUGGAGUCACUAAAAGAUGCAACAACAGGCAUGAUUGGAUUGUACGGGAUGGCUGGUGUGGGCAAAACAUCGCUGGUCAAAGAAGUCGAGAGACAACUCCAUGAGGUUAAGUUAUUCGAUUCAGUCGUCAGGGCAAUUGUAUCUCGAAGUCCUGACAUUAAGGAAAUCCAAGACCAAAUAGCAUACUCAUUGGGUUUGAAGCUUGAAGAAAACAGUCCGGUUGUAAGAGCCCGUAGAUUGUGUGAAAGAUUAAGGAAGGAGAAAAAUGUUCUUAUUAUUUUGGAUGAUCUUUGGAAGAAACUGGAUCUAGAGGAAGUCGGAAUUCCAUUUGGAAGUCGACACAAAGGAUGCAAAAUACUGUUGACCUCAAGAGAUCAAAAUGUUCUAAGCAAUGGGAUGGAUGCUACAAAGACCUUUGCACUCGGUGAUUUAGAAAACGAAGAAGCUUGGGAGUUCUUUAGGAAGACUGCCGGGGACAGUUUUGAAAGUGACGAGCAGCUGCGAUCUACAGCAAUUAAGGUAGCCGAGAAAUGUGCAAGAUUACCACUCGCCCUUGCAACAGUUGCAAGGGCAUUACGAAAUAAAAGUUUAUUUGUUUGGAGGGAUGCUUUACAACAACUACAGAGGCCUUACUUGGAAAAAAGCUCCAAUGAGAUAUCUGCUGAGGUACAUUCGGCUAUUGAGUUGAGUAUCAAUCAUUUAUCGAGUGAAGACCUCAAGCAGAUUUUCCUGCUUUGCAGUUUACUGCGUCGUGACACUAGGAUUGACAACUUGUUGAGAUAUGCUCAUGGUUUGGGUCUAAUUAAAGGAGUCAACACCAUGAAAGCAGCACGAGAUAGGCUGUUAAAAAUGCUGAGUACCCUCAAAGAAUCUUGUCUGUUGCUUGAUAGUAAAAGUGCCAAUGAGGAGUACUUUGAUGUGCAUGAUCUUAUUAUAUUGUAG
This is a messenger RNA of Gossypium raimondii (Peruvian cotton), 1691 nucleotides long. RefSeq names its product probable disease resistance protein At1g61190. Lineage: Eukaryota; Viridiplantae; Streptophyta; Magnoliopsida; Malvales; Malvaceae. The record is from RefSeq and is a predicted model, not a curated record. Gene Ontology annotation, molecular function: ADP binding; ATP hydrolysis activity. The transcript has a single exon. The coding region runs from base 252 to 1691 and encodes 479 amino acids.